This is a messenger RNA of Penicillium longicatenatum, 957 nucleotides long. Its product is annotated as TauD/TfdA dioxygenase family protein. The coding region runs from base 1 to 957 and encodes 318 amino acids. The transcript is spliced from 3 exons. Gene Ontology annotation, molecular function: oxidoreductase activity. Lineage: Eukaryota; Fungi; Ascomycota; Eurotiomycetes; Eurotiales; Aspergillaceae. The record is from RefSeq and is a predicted model, not a curated record.
AUGCCCGGUCUAGUUGCGCCGUUCACUCACAUCACCAUCACAGAGUUACAUCCCACAUUCGGAGCUGAAAUCAGUGGUGUCGACUUUUCGCGCCCCGUAGAGAAGGAUGUCUUCCAAGAAAUCUUAGCUGCCAUCAGCAAGUAUGGCAUCUGCGUGUUCCGCAACACAGCGCUCGACGACGCCCACCACGUCGCAUUCGCAGCCCAGUUCGGUGAGCUGGACGACGUAACCCCCUACAUAUCUGGCGGACGGGCCCAUCGUCUCUCUGAUGUCCACUUAUUCGACGUAAGCAACAUUGAUCUAGACGGAAUGGUAUUCCCAUUAGACAACGUCCGACGCCAGUGGAACAAGGGCAACGGACUGUUCCACGUCGACUCAAGCUUUAACCCCCGCCGAGCCGGGUACUCACUUCUCCGGGCGCAUGAGCUCCCACCCGCAGACAUGGGGGGAGAAACUGAAUUUGCAGAUGUCCGCACAGCCUUUGCCGACCUCCCACCUCAUCUCCAGACCGAGCUGCGGGAACGAGAUUACAUAGCUGCGCACUCACUGUGGCAUUCGCGCAAAGUCGCUGCACCCGAAACGUUCCUCAAUGUCGACCCGGCUGAGUACCCCAUGAGUCGACACCGCUUACUCCAGCGACAUGAAGCAUCCGGUCGGGAAACGCUGUAUAUAGCAGCGCAUAUUCACCAUAUCGAGGGGUUAGAAGCGGACGAAUCGAAGGCGCUUUUUGAGCGAUUAUUCGAACAUGCAACGCAGUCGAAAUACGUUCUUCGUGUGAGAUGGGAACAUGCUGGGGACUUGGUGCUCUGGGAUAAUACAAGUGUCAUGCAUCGGUCUGUGGGCGGUGAGUUCGAGGGAAAGUAUCGGCGCGAUAUGCGUAGAGCGACGGUGCAUGACGGGAGUAGCUCGGCGUGGGGAUUGAAUGAGCGCACAGAGGAACGACAAGGUCUGCCUUGA